Torulaspora delbrueckii is the source of this 564-nucleotide messenger RNA. RefSeq names its product Yng1p (gene YNG1). The transcript has a single exon. The record is from RefSeq and is a predicted model, not a curated record. Bases 1 to 564 code for a protein of 187 amino acids. Lineage: Eukaryota; Fungi; Ascomycota; Saccharomycetes; Saccharomycetales; Saccharomycetaceae. Gene Ontology annotation, cellular component: Rpd3L-Expanded complex; nucleus; Rpd3L complex. Gene Ontology annotation, biological process: regulation of DNA-templated transcription.
AUGGACGUCCGGUACAACUUUCUUAAUACACUAGAUCAUUAUCCAUGCGAGCUGAUACGAACAUUAUGGACUUUACAAUCGCUCGACCUACAGCAAUCAGAGCCCAAUGUGCCUGAAGAACGCCGAAAAUGGUUAGCUAUGCAAAUGUCAACACAAGCUGAGCUCUUAGAACAGCUAACCGAGGAACGAAUAAAAGCACUACAAAGUCAUAGGGAGGAUUUGGUUCAAUUACAAGGUAUUAGAAAGAGAUGUAAAGUAGUACGAAAGAGACAACGAAAUCAAGCAGUGAAAGAGAAGGCCAACAAGCUCACCAUCAAGUUGAAUUUGAAGCCGAAAGGUCAUACACAACCAGCAAGGGUUCAAAAUGUCAAAAGCAUAGAGGAGGAACCAGAAGAAAAAUACUGUUUCUGUAAUAACGUAUCUUAUGGAGCUAUGAUCGCUUGCGAUAACGAUAAUUGUCCAUUAGAAUGGUUUCACUACGGAUGUGUUGGAAUGAAUAAGCCACCUAAUGGCAAAUGGUACUGUAGCACCCAGUGUCGCGAACAAGCAAAGAAGAGAAAAUGA